Mya arenaria is the source of this 621-nucleotide messenger RNA. Its product is annotated as complement C1q subcomponent subunit A-like. Gene Ontology annotation, molecular function: protein binding. The coding region runs from base 4 to 576 and encodes 190 amino acids. The transcript has 3 exons. Lineage: Eukaryota; Metazoa; Mollusca; Bivalvia; Myida; Myidae. The record is from RefSeq and is a predicted model, not a curated record.
AGGAUGAAAGCUUUAUUUCUUUUAAGUUUGUUUCCAAUUGUUCUUGGACUGUCUGUGGAUGAAAAAUUGAAACAGUUAGAAAGGAAAUUUAAUUAUCUUGAAAAGGAAAACGUUGUGCUGAGAAAUGAUUUACAACAAAUGAAAACUGCGUCAGCGAACUUCAGAGAGCGUCGCCAAGGGGAACGGGCUGCAUUUUCAGCUGUGCUUGAUCACACAGUAGAGCAUGUCCAGAUCGGUCAAAAGAUUGUGUUCAACAAGGUCCUGCUGAACAACCAGCGUGUAUACAGUAGCAACACAGGGGCUUUCAGAGCUCCUGAUGACGGCCUCUACAUGUUCACCUACUUUAUUGCACAAGGAACAACAGGACAGUCGUGGGUGCAGCUUAUGAAGAAUGGCCAAGUCUUGAACGCAGCGGUGGCGGAUUCCCAGAGCCAGUUCCACGACACCCAGGGCGGUAACGUGGCCAUUGUCCAGCUGCAGGCGGGCGACGAGGUAUGGGUCGAGGAGUUCCACCAGAGUAACGCCAGGGUCUAUGGCGGCGCUCCGUUUUCAACGUUCUCGGGAGUUAUUCUCUAAAUCAGUAUUGAAUGAUACAAUUAAAUUAAAGGAAAAGAUCGUCAA